Molecule: messenger RNA, 4997 nt
Organism: Heteronotia binoei (common prickly gecko)
Lineage: Eukaryota; Metazoa; Chordata; Lepidosauria; Squamata; Gekkonidae
Gene: SLC16A1
Product: solute carrier family 16 member 1
Exons: 6
Coding region: 303-1802 (499 amino acids)
Biological process (GO): monocarboxylic acid transport; transmembrane transport
Cellular component (GO): membrane
Molecular function (GO): monocarboxylic acid transmembrane transporter activity
Source: RefSeq, a predicted model, not a curated record
CGCCUUCCUCUGCUCCUCCCCAGCAGCCCGUUAUAGUGCGCGAGGGGGCGGGAACAGCGGCGACUUGGCUGGUGAACAAGGAGAGAAGAAAGACGCUGAGGCGUUUCGGACCAGGCAGACUUUCAGGGAAGUGCCUUCUUUGCUUUGCUGUGAUGAAAAGGAGAGCAGACCAAUUUGGUGAAUAAGUCCGAGCUGUUAACAAGUGACCUGAGUUGCCCACAGGAUGAUAUAAAAUGCUUUGGAUCAACAUUGAUGAGAAAGAUCUUUUGAUUUCUAGCUGAAUUGUUACCCUUUGGAUCAAGAUGCCAGCAGCAGUUGGAGGCCCCGUGGGAUACACGCCACCAGAAGGAGGAUGGGGCUGGGCUGUAGUCGUUGGUGCCUUUAUCUCAAUUGGCUUUUCCUAUGCAUUUCCAAAAUCCAUCACAGUAUUCUUCAAAGAGAUAGAGCAGAUUUUUGAUGCAUCUAGCAGCAAAGUGUCCUGGAUCUCUUCCAUUAUGCUGGCAGUAAUGUAUGGAGGAGGUCCCAUCAGCAGCAUCCUGGUGAACAAAUAUGGCAGUCGUCCAGUCAUGAUUGCAGGGGGCUGUCUGUCAGGAUGCGGUUUGAUUGCUGCAUCUUUCUGUAAUACUGUGGAAGAGCUUUACUUCUGUGUUGGGGUUGUGGGAGGUCUUGGACUUGCAUUUAAUUUAAACCCAGCCUUGACGAUGAUUGGCAAGUACUUCUACAAGAGGCGUCCACUAGCUAAUGGACUGGCAAUGGCAGGCAGCCCUGUAUUUUUAUCUACACUGGCUCCCUUGAACCAAUAUUUUUACAGCAUUUUUGGGUGGAGAGGGAGUUUCUUAAUUCUUGGGGGCCUCUUGCUAAAUUGCUGUGUAGCUGGAUCACUGAUGAGACCAAUAGGACCCAAACCAGACCAGCAGAAGAUAGAUAAAGAAGUGUUGCAGGAGGCUGGUAAAUCUGUGAAAAAAGAAGAAGGAUCAGGAGAUGUCAGCACAGACCUUAUUGCUGGGAAGACAAAAAAGCAGAAAGCUACGGUCUUCCAGACUAUUAACAAGUUUUUGGAUUUGUCUCUCUUCACACAUCGUGGUUUCUUGCUCUAUCUGUUUGGCAAUGUGGUCAUGUUUUUUGGACUGUUUACACCAUUAGUCUUCCUCAGUAAUUAUGGGAAGAGUAUGCAUUUCUCUAAAGAGUCUUCUGCCUUCUUGCUGUCCAUUCUGGCCUUUGUAGAUAUGGUUGCCAGGCCAUCCAUGGGCUUGCUAGCAAAUACCAAAUGGGUAAGGCCUAGAGUGCAGUAUUUUUUUGCUGCAUCUGUGAUCAAUAAUGGCGUGUGCCACCUUUUGGCUCCUUUAUCCACAACCUAUGCUGGCUUUUGCAUCUAUGCUGGCUUCUUUGGAUUUGCCUUUGGCUGGCUGAGCUCUGUCUUGUUUGAGACACUGAUGGACCUAGUUGGGGCUCAGCGGUUCUCCAGUGCCGUUGGUUUGGUGACUAUUGUGGAAUGUUGCCCUGUGCUUUUGGGGCCACCUCUCCUAGGUAAACUAAACGACAUUUAUGAUGACUACAAAUAUACUUACUGGGCAUGUGGCAUCAUCUUGAUAAUCUCUGGGAUCUUCCUCUUUAUUGGGAUGGGCCUCAAUUAUCGACUGUUGGCUAAGGAGGAGAAGACCCAGGCCAAACAAAAGGCUGAAGGGAAAGAAGAGGAAACCAAUAUCGAGGCUGAAAAACAAAAAGAGCCAAACAAUGAUGUUGCUAACCUGCCUCAGAAAACCACAGAAGAUGGUAUAAAAGAGGAGGAGAGCCAUAUGUGAGGGACUGGCAUUUUAAGUCCAGGAAGGCAGGAUAAAAUAUUACCAACAUGAUAUGUUGUGUUUGGAUGGGGGAGCACUACUGGUUAUGGGCAGUGGUGAGAAGGGUAAAAAUCAGGUGAUCUUUUUUUUAAAACAAAGCUACAAAUUCUAUGUAUCAGCAUUUGACAGGAGUAACAGAGCUCAGUGGGCAGUGCCAUCUUUUUAUUUGGGCUGGGUGGGAAGGGAGAGAUUUUUUAUACUCUGGCUUUUUUAACAGUAAUGUGAAUAUACUAAUAUGUGCCUUAGAGUUUCCACAUUUAGGCUACUUUGGCAAAGCCUUAACUCCAGUCUACAAAGUGUUCUCCUUGAAGGUUUGUAGUCUGUUUAGGCUAUCUCCAUGAAGGAUAUCUGGUUUCUUUUAUUCUUUUAUUCAGUAGGGUCUCAAGGUUGUGUGUUAAAUGAACCCCAUUUCAGAGUUUUCCAAAACACAUUAUUGCCAGAAUCUUGGUAGAAGGAGGUAUGGAGGAGAAAGAGGUGGCUCUUGAUGAAACAGGUUUUCAUUUCUGGAUGACAGGGUCAAGCUGGCUGUUAUGUUGUUAGCAUCUUUGACAACUUUUCUAAUUAGUACAGUCUUUGAAAAUCUUCCUGCUUAAAUCUGAAGUCUUGAAACUGAGUAAAAUAUGUAAAGAGUUUCAUACUGUUGUCACUAAAGUUAUUAUGGAGUCAAACCAAUUUUUACAACAUCAUUAUGCUUCUGGUGGUCAUUGGCCUGGAAAAUUUGUUUUGAUAGAAUAACAGAAAACAAAAUGCAUAUCACUGCAAGAGAGCGAGCUGAUUCUGAAGGGCAUGCCUUAAUUGUUGUCAGGACAGUCAAAAUAUAUACCUUUUAAGAAGCUCUUAGAAUGAUUCAGUGCCUAAAUCAGCCACCCUAGACAGGCCCUUUGAAAACUAAGUCCUACUGAAAUUGUAGGGACUUAAAACCAAGUAAAUGCUAUCUGCAUCACAGCCACUUGUACUCUUACUGCUGUUUCACAGCCCUUCAAUUCUGCUGCUUUCAAAGGUGCAUGUUUUAAGUUCUGGUGUUUAUUGCUACAUUCUAGGUAAAAUUCUAGUUUCUGCUCUGUGUUCUGGAAUGCUAACUGCCCAGAGCAGAUACUGCAAAGACAUCAAUAUCCCUGACUUCAUCCUGGAUAGGAUUUUGUGUCAAUAAGCAUCUUGUUUCUUUCUAGUUGGUGGGCAAAAUAGUUUGUUGAGGAUCAGUUAAUAUUUCCCCCUUUGCAUACUAAAUGGACUCUCCCCCCACAAAAAAAAAGUAACAGAGAGCAGUUUCCCAGCCACAGCCAGUCCUGCUGAAAUUUUCUUAGUGACAGUAGCUACUUUUUAAAAUAAAUUCUUUAGUAUAGUUCCCCCACCUACUGCAACUCUUUUUAUGAUGUAUAGCCUUUUUUGGCCACAUUCCUGAAUGUGUGUGCAUUAUUAUCUUGUGGGUCCUCUUGGGAGGAUUAAAAUGCAAGUUAACCCCUUUUGUAAGUAAAGUUUAAUUCCAUUAAGAUGUUUAGCCUUGAGUCACUUAAGUCCUAGAAAAGCUAGUUAGAUGUAAGAACAAUUUUCAGAAACACAAUUUCAGUUUUUCUGUCAGAAAGCAGCAGAUGCUUGCCUAAUAAUGUGCCUGCUGAAGUGAACAGUGUUAUUUUGAUCACAUAUUUUUUGGUUUUUGAACUAUAUAAAGUUCAAAACACUCUUAAACUGGAACUAAACAUCUCAAAUGCUUAGCUAUUAUUACCCAAACUUGGGCCUGUCUUGUCUCUUCCUAAUUUCAACUUGUAACUUCCUGUAACACAAACAUAUGACAUGGUAAAAACCAAAAUUCAAUUUUGUAUGUUUUGAGUAGCUUUGGGGAGGUCUGGCCUGAUAUGAACCAAGUUAUACAUUGGUGUCUUAUUUUCCUGAGAACUACUGUUCUUUCCAAACAGUAACAGCUGAAACACUGACAUGUGGUUCUAAUGUUGUUGUCAUUUUGCUUGCUCUGAUCAGUUCGGGAAGAUUGCUUUUUUAAAAUGACCUGUAACACUGAAUGUCCAUACCAUCUCUAUAUAAUGGUGGGUGACUUCUGUGUGUUUUAACUGUAGCAUUGUAGUAUACACCAGAAAUAUAGGCUGUUUCCUUGCAUGGGAGCUUUUCUUGCCAAAGGCAGGUUUGCAGUGAUGCAAAAAUCCCUAACACCAGUAUUUGAAAUCCUUUCUGCAAUUAGCAGAGCCAGGGUUGAUCCAUGAUGGUCCUAAAUUUCAGCAUUGGCAUGCUGGAGGACUGUCAUAGGCUUCUCAGGACUGUUUUGUGAAUGGCAUGUGGAGUCCAUCUUGUGAGGAGAAGCUGCAAAUUAUCCAUCUAACGUCUUACUCCAGUAAAGAAUGAUUGAAAGAAAUAGUGUCAGGCUGUGAGUGUUGAAGUUAACUGCAGUGCUUUGCUUCUCUGUUAGAUUUGAUAAAUCAGAUUAUCUUAAACUCUUCAGUGUCUGCAAAAAGGUUAAUAUAGACACAUUGUUAAAUACUGACCAUAAUAUGAGGGCCUAGUCUUCCCCCCCACCAUAAUUUUCAUCUGUUAAAAGACAGAAAUUUUAUCAUAAAUUUUACCUUCUGAUCUGCCAUCAGCGUAUAUCCUGCAAGCUUUUCAUACAGAGAGCUAACUUUCCCAUUAAAUAUUUGCUUUGUUAAAUCUCAUGCUGAAGAGAAAAUGCUUUUAAUUUUAAAGAGCCCCUGUAUGCAUCAAAUGCCAUGCAAAUAGUAGUGCUGGUAAAUGGUCCAAACAUGGUUGAAUUUGAAUUAAGCUAAACAAAAGAGAUUUAUUUUUUCCAUCCUCCAAAUAUAUAGAUUCUGACAAGUGAUCUUCCCUUUGUAAAAACAUUUUUGAAAAUCCCUUGACAGUAUUACCCAGUACACUAUGAAGUCCACUAUUCAGUUGUCUUGGCUGCUGAAGUUAGUUACUUUUUUAUUUUGUAAUUGCAUUCUGCUCUAAAAUUGUAUAAAAGGAACAGGUCAGGGUAUUUUCAUACUUUAGAAUAUGUUUUUAAAGCCAAUAGAGGAUUUUGUAUAAACAGAUUUUACUGUACUGUACUGAGCUGUGACAUUGUAAAACCAAGUUGUUGUAUGUUCAAAAGUUCCACUUGUCAGGAGUUCAUAGCAAUUGGUUCACAUUGCAAUAAACUAACCAUUAAAACUG